CCGAGGCGGGGCCGGGGCUGGAGCCGGGCCGUGCAUGGCCGUGCCGGGCCGAGCCGGGCCGAGCCCGCCAUGGCCAUCGCGCACAUCGCCACCGAGUACGUCUUCUCCGACUUCUUGCUGAAGGAGCCGCCGGAGACGCGCUACAAGGGGCUGCGGCUGGAGCUGGCGCUGGACAAGAUCGUCACCUGCAUCGCUGUGGGGCUGCCGCUGCUUCUCAUCUCCCUCGCCUUCGCUCAGGAAGUCUCCAUCGGUGCUCAGAUAAGCUGUUUUGCACCCAGCUCCUUCUCUUGGCGACAAGCUGCUUACGUGGACUCCUACUGCUGGGCAGCUGUGCAGCAGAAGCAACCAUCCCUGAACAACUUAGAAAACAUUCCCCUGUGGCUUCAUAAAUUCUUCCCAUACAUCCUGCUGCUCGUCGCCAUCCUGCUGUACCUCCCAUGUUUGUUCUGGCGCUUCACCGCAGCCCCUCACCUCUCAUCAGACCUGAAAUUCAUCAUGGAAGAACUUGACAAAGCCUACAACAGGGCAAUCAAAGCUGCUAAUAGCAUCCGCAGCGGAGACCCCAGGGACCCUGCUGACUUGGUUCCACCUGUUAAUGAGAACGUGACACAGAGUUUGUGGGAAAUAUCUGAAAGCUACUUUAAAUACCCAAUUGUGGAGCAGUACCUGAAGACGAAGAAGAAUUCCAAAUGCUUAAUAGUUAAAUACAUUAUCUGCCGUGUACUCACACUAGUAAUUAUUUUCAUUGCAUGCCUCUACCUUGGCUACUACAUUAGCCUCUCCUCUUUGAGUGAUGAGUUUCUCUGCACUAUCAAAACUGGGAUCUUAAAGAAUGACACAACUGUUCCAGAAGUGGUUCAGUGCAAGCUUAUUGCUGUUGGUGUCUUCAAGGUACUGAGCUAUAUUAACCUGAUAGUCUACCUUCUAGUGAUGCCUCUGGUAGUGUAUGCAAUGUUUGUUCCGUGGAGGUGGAACUCAGGUGUUCUCAAGGUAUACGAAAUCCUGCCGACUUUUGAUGUUCUGAAACUUAAGUCAAAUUGUUUUGAUGACUUAAGCCUUUACCUCCUCUUUCUUGAGGAAAACGUGAGUGAACUUAAAUCAUUUAAAUGCCUCAAAGUGCUGGAGAACAUUGCAGUUUCUGAGAAGUUUGACGUCAUGCAACUUUUGGUAAACCUUGGUACUAUUAAGACAGAUACCAUAGAUGGGAAGCCAGGGACAGCUGUGUUGGAGAAGCCUGAAGAAAUGACUACAAAAGAGCUGGACGCAAACACCACAGAGCUACAAGUUUUGACAGACCAUGAAGCAAGUGGCAACGUGAGUCCAAGAGAAGAUAAAAAACUUCGCCAAAGACUUGUAGAUUCUUCGUGCUGAUGCUUUCCUGCUACAGCAGGCCAGAGCUUCCUACUGCAGCAGUUGCUCCUCCUCUGCCUCCACUGUGCUCCACACAAGGUGCUGCCCUUGUCCGUCCCGUUAGCCUAAUAGUUCCUCAGAGGCCAAACUGGUUUACAGACUACUUGCCGUGCAAUAGUCAGCAAUCGUGUACCUGAAAAGACAUGUUGUAGACUUUCAUUAUUUAUUUGGAAAAGCUAUAACACACAAGGAAUAGUAAGAAGAACCAACGCUGGCAGCAGAAAAGAGACUGUACAGAGAUGGGAAACAACCCUCUAGGUAAUAAAAAGAGGUGGCCAUGUUGCAUUCUGAGGUGUUGCUUGGCUGGAACUGACCAUCUCAGUUCUGGCCUGGGCAUCUUGGGGCUCUUUGCCCUGGAACAGGUAGGCCGGGGGGGUUGUUUUUUUAAUGAGCCUGGUUAAUCUGUACGAGGUGGUUGCUGGCCACUGAUGCUGGCUGUCUCUUCACAGGAAAAAGGUUGCUUUGUUCAGCCUGAGAUGUCUUGGUUAGCCCUCUCGACAUUGGUGUCUGGGGUUAAUUUCUUGGCACUGAUGGAAAAGAAACUACAAACAGGCUUAGUAUAAGGUGGUACUGUAAAUGUUAGGGAUUUAGAAUUUUCUAUGUAUUCUUAAAUUAAUAAUGUCUUAACACUUUUUUUUUUUUACAAAAUGUAACAAUAUGUAAGAUAAAUGUUACUUUAAUUUCUUUUUCUCAGUUGUUUUGGUCUUUGUGAGUAACAAAUCUGCCUCAGAGUCUGGCUGAAGAUCAGUGAACAUGGUUCUGGUUUUGUAAUGGUUUGUAGAAGUUGGUUUUUAAUGUUUGUAUGUGUGGAUUUUGUUUCAGCUUUGUAUUAUCAAACACAAAAUUAGUUGUGCUGUUUUCCAAACCCUGCUGGAGAAGACAGUCUUACAUUACAGUAGCAGCUGAGCACUUCAGCAGAGCCAAGCAGCUGACAGCCAACAUGAGGUAGAUGUAAAUAUGAUGAAAAUUUUCCCUCCCCAAACACCCUGUGAUUUAAUUUUAAUUAAAGAUAAGAUGAUGAAGUGGAUUGGAACAGACAAAAGAAGGGGAGCGUUUGUAAGGUGGAAAACUGUCCCGGUGUGUUAUUGGAUUGCUUUGGGAGAGUAGCAGUGGGCUUUCAUGUUGUACCCCCUUGCCCAGGACCUUUACCUUCAGUGAACAUUGCAAUGACUUUUGUCCUGAAUGUUUGACACCAGCUGAGGUGAGUGGGGGUUUAAGCAUCACGAUGGCAAUGUGUAUCUUUCAUAAAUGUUAUAUGCUCACUUGUUUUUUCUGUAUUGUCCAUGUAACUGAAAUUAUUUGCCUGUCACCUCUUCCAAGUUUUCUCUUCAGACAAUGUAGGACCUCUUUUAUAACUGGGUAGGCCUUCCAUUUCCCAGCUCAUCUGUGUCACCUGCUGUUGUGUUCCGGGCUUCAGCAUUCUCCAUAGGGCUGAAGGGGAGCAGGAAAAGGAAGUAAUUGGUGUUACCAUCUUUGCACAGAACUGUUUAUGUGCUGCAGCAGAUUUCAGAGAUAAGUGCACCUACUUGAAUUUGGCAGCUGUUGUUAAACAAGUGGAUCCCAAAGUGCUGCCAUACUAUACCUGUGGCUAAUAUUGCAUGAACUCUUCAGUUAUUACGUGACUUUCAGCUAAGAUAAGCCUUAUUUAAAAGAAAGUCUUUAAAGCCAUAAUUCUGUACUAAUAGACAGUAGCACAGCUGCAGUCCUAAUGUCUGUUGUAUUACCAUCAAGAAACACCUUUUGUUAAAUGCAGGUCCAAACUGCUCUAUUUUACUACCGUACUUCUCCCAGAAAACCUAAAACCCCUCUGACCUUUUCUAGACUGUUUCUAUCUGUGCUGAUGUGUUGCUGAUGGUCCUUUGUAUAUGGGUAAUGCAGAUGCACUUUGUGCAUUGUGUGUUUUGAACAAGGAGCUGUAGUACAGUGCUAACAUUUUGUGAUGUGGAUGUGUUUGAACUCUUUGAUAUAAGUAGAAUUCUCAACCUUUAAAGCUCCUGAAAGCAACGUGUUCAUGUUUCGUGUUGGAUAUGAGCCUAACUUUUUACUAAUUCCUCUUUUGUAUUUAAGACUAUGACUCACUACAGUGAAUCUCUUGUUGUCUUCUAAAGUGCUCAAUAAAA
This is a messenger RNA of Colius striatus (speckled mousebird), 3530 nucleotides long. RefSeq names its product pannexin 1 (gene PANX1). Lineage: Eukaryota; Metazoa; Chordata; Aves; Coliiformes; Coliidae. The transcript has 5 exons. Gene Ontology annotation, molecular function: channel activity. Gene Ontology annotation, biological process: monoatomic cation transport; positive regulation of interleukin-1 production. The record is from RefSeq and is a predicted model, not a curated record. Bases 70 to 1371 code for a protein of 433 amino acids.